Wasmannia auropunctata (little fire ant) is the source of this 786-nucleotide messenger RNA. RefSeq lists its product as uncharacterized. The record is from RefSeq and is a predicted model, not a curated record. The transcript has a single exon. Lineage: Eukaryota; Metazoa; Arthropoda; Insecta; Hymenoptera; Formicidae. The annotation marks the transcript as partial. Gene Ontology annotation, molecular function: transmembrane monodehydroascorbate reductase activity.
CGACUUAGCCAAUCGACUCAAACUUCUUUCCACGUUCACGAAUCGAUCUUGUCCUUUCAGUACGUCCUACUGAUGUCAGAGGCCAUUGUCGUCCUGGCGAGUGACAACGUGCUGACCGCUUCUUUGUCGCGUCGUGCCAGCAAACACCUUCACUGGGUUCUACAAGCCCUUGGGUUGAUCCUGAAUCUGGUUGGCGUGGGCGUGAUGUACAACGCCAAAUCAGUGCACUUUCUCUCGAUCCACGGUAUCACAGGAAUCACCUCACUGGUGAUCGUCUGCACGGUGACUAUCUUCGGAUAUCCAGUAUGGAUCGCAUGGAAACUUCGCAAGUUCGUGCGACCGGUAAACGUCAAGUUCCUUCACAAUUUUCUGGGUACCGCCGGCUUUGUCAUCGGUAUGGUCUCGCAAUGUUACGGUUACGAAAAGACCUGGGUAUAUUACGUAACAAAAAUGAAGCACGCCGAUGAUACUCUACUUGUUCUCACGAUACUAAUCACAAUAUUAUCUUUAAGGGGCGCGCUCAGCUCUCUUUGUAGACAAGCCGUAGAUUGUUUGAAAUUGAAUUAAUUAUUCUUCCACCUAAUAUAUGCAGAGAAUGUUGACGGGACAAAAUCUUUGUCUAAAAUUAUCACGUAUUAUUUAUUAUUUUGUUAUUUAUUUCUAGUUAAAAUUAUACAAAUAAUUACUAAUAGCUUUUAUCAUAGAUUUGAAAAAAGCAUUUUUUUGUGCAAUUUUUUGCAAAAUAUGUAUAUAAUCUGAAUGUAUUAAUAUAAGAAUGUUAGUUAA